AUGGAUACUAGUGAGACGCCGGUAUCACCUACGACAAAGAUUGGCUCUGGGUCCCAUGAUCGUGUGGCUGGGGAUGAUGCACAGUCCCAAGCAAUGCUAUGGAUUUUGGAGAAGAAGCUUAAGGGAGUUGUUUCUCUACUUCGCGACGAAGCAUACCAGUGGUGGUUGACAGUUAAGGAGAGCACUCAGCCCGACCGAUUGACCUGGGAUUAUUUUAAGACUACGUACAAGGGUAAGUAUGUGGGGGCCAACUAUAUUGAUGACAAGAGGCGUGAGUUUCUUAAUCUCACCCAAGAAAACCAUUCAGUGGCUAAAUAUGAGGCCAAGUUCUUGAGGUUGAUCCGUUAUGCGCGAGGCAUGGUGGCAACUGAGUAUGAGCGCUGUGUGAAGAUUGCCGAGGAAGUUAAGCGUGCUGAGCGCCAAAAUCGAGAGAAAGGAAAGAAUAAGAGGGAAUUGGAGCCCUCGAGUUCUGCGAUGAGGCCUAAGAAAAAGGUCAAACCUGAUGGGCCAGUCAGAGUUAGGGUCCCCAUUGUAUCUACUAGGGUGGCGCUGUGUGGGCACUAUGGUAGAUGCCAUUCAGGCGAGUGUUGGAGGACUACUAGGGUGUGCUUGAGAUGCGGGUCGACUGAGCACCGUGUUCGGGAUUGUCUGUUAAGUACUGAUCAGAUGCAAGCUUCAGUUACUGGGACUGUACAGCCGCCGAGGGUAGUUCAGCAGCCACAUAGGAGCCGUGGUCAGGAUAGGGGUGGUAACGGCAUGGACAUAGGCUCUACCCAUUCAUAUGUGGCUAGUAUUGUGUCUGAAACCUUGGGCAUUCCAGUUGAGAGUACUUUUAGCGAAGUAACUGUUUUGGUUAAACACCGAGUAAGUCUGGACUGUGUGACUAAGAGGGUUGUUUUGAAAACCGAGGAAGACGUCGAGGUAGUUGUGAUUGGGGAACAUUCUAGGAACUCUUCGGUUAAAGACAUCAGAAUACUGAGGGAUUUUCCAGAUGUGUUUCUUGAGGAGUUACCGGGGUUACCUCUGAGCUGUGAGGUGGAGUUUGAGAUUGAGUUGUUUUCUGGCAUAGCUUUGGUGUCUAUCGCCCCUUACAGAAUGGCACCAAAAGAGCUGACAAAACUUAAAGCUUUAAGAACAAGUACCCACUUCUGA
Molecule: messenger RNA, 1152 nt
Organism: Gossypium arboreum
Lineage: Eukaryota; Viridiplantae; Streptophyta; Magnoliopsida; Malvales; Malvaceae
Exons: 6
Coding region: 1-1152 (383 amino acids)
Source: RefSeq, a predicted model, not a curated record